AGCAAUUAGUCCAACAAAGAAAAAAAUAAAAUAAAGAUAAAUAUAUGUGCGUCAAAAGAUUUUCUCUCAGAGGUUUUCUCGGGGAAGAAGAAACUGACAUCUGAUAAGAUCCAAGAGUCAAGAGAGAGAAGAGAUCUAAACGGGUUGGUCUCCGAUGGGAACGCUUCAGUCAUUCCGAAGAGCUUACGGAGCCCUAAAGGACACCACUAAAGUCGGCCUCGUCCGCGUCAACAGCGAUUACGCCGAUAUAGAAGUGGCCAUAGUCAAAGCCACUAACCACGUCGAGUGUCCUCCCAAGGAUCGCCAUCUCACGAAGAUCUUCAUCGCCACGUCAGCAACUCGGCCUCGAGCAGAUGUUGCUUACUGCAUUCACACUCUCUCUCGUCGAUUGCACAAAACCAGAAACUGGACGGUUGCGUUAAAAGCAUUGGUUGUUCUACACCGGCUUGUAAGGGAGGGCGAUCCCACGUUUAGAGAAGAGUUAUUGAACUUUUCCAGGAAAGGACGCUUCUUGCAGCUUUCUAAUUUCAAGGAUGACUCAUCCACAGCGGCAUGGGAUUGUUCGGUCUGGGUACGCGCUUAUGCUUUGUUUCUUGAGGAACGGCUUCAAUGCUUCAGAGUUUUGAAAUAUGAUAUCGAGGCUGAACGUCUUCCAAAAGUUUCCCCGGGGCAGGAGAAGGGGUAUAGCAAAACAAGGGAUUUAGAUGGUGAACAACUCUUGGAACAGUUGCCUGCUUUACAGCAGCUUCUGCAUCGGCUCAUGGGUUGUAAGCCAGAAGGUGCUGCAAAGCACAAUCAUAUCAUACAGUAUGCACUCGCUUUGGUAUUGAAGGAGAGCUUUAAAGUGUAUUGUGCCAUCAACGAAGGUAUUAUCAAUCUAGUAGAAAAGUUCUUUGAAAUGCCAAGACAUGAUGCCAUCAAGGCCCUUGAUAUAUACAAGCGCGCGGGUUCGCAGGCUGGCAACCUUUCUCAUUUCUACGAAGUAUGCAAGGGAUUAGAAAUUGCUAGGAAUUUCCAGUUUCCUGUUUUAAGAGAGCCUCCACAAUCUUUUCUUGCAACUAUGGAGGAGUAUAUGAGAGACGCACCUCAAAUGGUUGACGUCUCAGAUGGGCCACUGCUUCUGACGUAUAGGCCGGAUGAUGAACUUACUGAUGAACCUGCGCAUGAAGAACAUGAACCAUCAUUGCCUUCAGAUAGUACUGUUAUUCCCUCUGAGGAGACCCAACCUCCUGCUUCAGCAGAAACUCCACAGAAUUUAAUUGAUACAGAUGAUCUAUUGGGUCUAAACAACGAUGCACCUGAUCCAUUAGAAAUCCUGGAUCAAAAUGCGCUUGCUUUGGCGUUAGUUUCUACUGAUGUUGAGUCUUCGUUCUUUGAUUUGGGUCAAGCAAGAGAUUCGGAUCCGUCAGGAUGGGAGCUUGCCUUGGUUACAACACCUAGCAGUGAUAUAUCCGCAACCACAGAGAGGCAAUUGGCGGGUGGCUUAGACACGCUCACCCUGAACAGCCUAUAUGACGAUGUAGCCUACAGAGCAGCCCAACAGCCUGCUUACGGGGCGCCAGCUCCCAAUCCUUUUGAGGUUCAAGACCCGUUUGCAUUUUCCAACAGCGUUUCGGCCCCUUCAGCUGAAAGCAACCCAUUCGGCCCCUACCAGCCAGCCUAUCAGCAACAACAGCAGCAAGAGCUUCAGGUUGCACCAGGCGCUGCAAAUCCUUUUGGUGACUUUGAAGAUUUUCCAGUAGUUGCGGUUUCAGAACCGCAAAAGACCACCGGUUUUGGGCAAUUUCCAGAACCACAGAUGACCACCGGUUUUGGGGGAAAUCCAGUAUUCGCUGUUUCAGAACCACAAAUGACCACCGGUUUUGGGCAAUUUCCGGUAGCUGCGGUUUCAGAACCACAAGUGACCACCGGUUUCGAGGAAUUUCCAGUAGUCAAUGUUUCACAACCACAAAUGACCACCGGUUUUGGGGAACUUCCAGUAGCCGCGGCUUCAGAACCACAAAUGACCGCCGGUUUUGGGGAAUUUCCGGUAUUCGCUGUUUCAGAACCACAAAUGACCACCGGUUUUAGGGAAUUUCCAGUAGCAACGGUUUCAGAACCGCAGAUGAUGACAUCCGGUUUUGGCGAAUUUCCAGCAUUCGCUGUUUCAGAACCGCAAAAGACAUCUGGUUUUGGGGAUUUCCCAGUAGCUGCGGUUUCAGAACCGCAAAUGAUGACAUCCGGUUUUGGGGAAUUUCCAGCAUUCGCGGUAUCAGAACCGCAAAUGACAUCCGGUCCAGUAGUCCCAGUUUCAGAAGAGCAAAAGAACUCCGGUUUGGGGGAAUUCUCAGUAAUCACGGCUUCAGAGCCGCAAAAGACCACUGGUUUUGGGGAAUUUCCAGCUAAUGCAGCAGGUGGUCAUCAGCAAUAUAACAGCAGCAACCCUUUUGGUGGCAUGUGAUCUCAGCUUAAGGUAAAUGUUUCAUUUGUCACAAGUUUGUGAGUUAUUUGUAAAGAAAGACUCCGAGAAACACACAUAAUUGUAAAACCGUCUCUCUUUGGUUGGUGAGCAAAGAAAGAAAUAUGGUAUCCGUUAUGCAUUUAAACAAUACAAUCACUCCUACUUCGCAAGCA
Molecule: messenger RNA, 2613 nt
Organism: Brassica napus (rape)
Lineage: Eukaryota; Viridiplantae; Streptophyta; Magnoliopsida; Brassicales; Brassicaceae
Product: putative clathrin assembly protein At1g14910
Exons: 15
Coding region: 155-2440 (761 amino acids)
Biological process (GO): clathrin-dependent endocytosis; clathrin coat assembly; vesicle budding from membrane
Cellular component (GO): clathrin-coated pit; clathrin-coated vesicle
Molecular function (GO): clathrin heavy chain binding; 1-phosphatidylinositol binding; SNARE binding
Source: RefSeq, a predicted model, not a curated record